Messenger RNA from Mya arenaria, 1058 nucleotides. RefSeq names its product snaclec subunit B-like. Lineage: Eukaryota; Metazoa; Mollusca; Bivalvia; Myida; Myidae. The record is from RefSeq and is a predicted model, not a curated record. The transcript is spliced from 2 exons. The coding region runs from base 216 to 878 and encodes 220 amino acids.
UGCAUCUGCAAUUGUGUAGGUGCAUUUAAAAUUCUUAAUUACAAGUAGCAUUUAGUUUCCAAAAUAUAGCUGUAUGAGAAAACGGCAUAUGGUGACGAAUAUUGAGUUAUUUAUAAUGAACGCUUAUUGAUAUGAAGCUCAUCCGAAUUUUUAAAUUCCCGAGCGUAGCCAAAAACAAGUUAGAUAGUUAAGUAGUUAACAACUGAUUGAACGCAAUGCCAUGUUUAAAGAUUCUCAUUUUCUUGAGCCUGACUGGAUUAACGCUUGAAGCAUCAACAAAAAUAAAAUUCUACAAACCACAGAAUAUAACAUCUAUAUCAGGAGAACUACAGGCGGAAUACACUGUAGAUUCUAUGAUGGAGUGUUUGUCGCUCUGUUUAAAGCCCCAUGGCAGCACGUGCGAUGUGGCGCGGUUUCGGAAAGAUUUGGGGGCAUGUGAACUGAUGCAAUCGAUGGAAACAGGGGAUCGUACUUGGACUUUGUCCGACUUCAGUUGGAAAAUAGUGAUGCGGAAGAUCACCGAGUGCCCUUCCGGCUGGCUGAAGGAGCGCACAUCGUGUUACUUGCUGAACCAGACCGGGAUGACGUGGCCAGAGGCACAGGCGAGCUGCCAAAGCCAGGGGGCGUACCUAGCGUCCAUUGGGGACGAGCAAGAGAAGGACCUGGCCGCCACCCUACAGGCGGCGCACUCCAUAUCGUACCUGUUCCUAGGCGGCUCGUGGGACGGUGAGGCUUGGCACUGGGACAGCGGGGAACCGUUUGUCUACACAGCAUGGCGGAGCGGCGAGCCGGGCGGACAGCCGUACUUGAUGAGCACAACCAGCGGCUGGGGAGACGUUAAAAGCUUCAACUCGUUUCCUUCGCUUUGCGAGAAGUAACUUACUUACGUGCAAGACCGUAUUUCAUUUCAACGAGUAACACAAAAAGCAAUAUUUUCACGAGUUGAAGUAAAAUUUUCUUUGAUCAUGUUUUGACUUACAAUAUGUAUUUCUUGUUUGCUUGAUUUAAGAGAAAUGUUAAUUUCAUUGGCUAUAAUUGGUAAAAGGGUGAUAAACUUA